Messenger RNA from Paramisgurnus dabryanus, 2679 nucleotides. RefSeq names its product LFNG O-fucosylpeptide 3-beta-N-acetylglucosaminyltransferase (gene lfng). Gene Ontology annotation, molecular function: O-fucosylpeptide 3-beta-N-acetylglucosaminyltransferase activity. Gene Ontology annotation, biological process: pattern specification process. Gene Ontology annotation, cellular component: Golgi membrane. The record is from RefSeq and is a predicted model, not a curated record. NCBI's taxonomy places the organism in Eukaryota, Metazoa, Chordata, Actinopteri, Cypriniformes, Cobitidae.
UUGUUACAGAUGAACAGUUAGGACGAAUGACACUGAAGUGUUUUAGUUUAGGCUAUCGGAGGGAGGUUUAAUGCAGUGCACACAAGACUACAGAGUUUAAAAACAUGUUGAAAACGUACAGCAGAAAAACGCUGCUUUGCAUCGCGGGCGCGAGCGUCACCUGUCUGGCGCUGCUGUUGGUUGUAUCGCAGCAUCAGCGCGUUCACGCGGACGGGAUGCAGAACGGGAGUGAGAUCGGUUUGCGCUCGCUUCAGAGUCUCGGGGAACCAGAGGCCGAUGACGGAGAGCAGAAGGGAAAGAAAGGAUUUUCCACUUAUUUCUCCAAGCUGACGCGCAGCAGAAGAGACGCGGAGAAACCCGUCGACGCGUCCGGAGCGACAGACGCGACGCCCGCGGAGGACAUCAGCCACGAUGACAUCUUCAUCGCAGUGAAGACCACAAAGAAGUUUCACCGGUCCAGACUAGACCUGCUGCUGGACACAUGGAUCUCCAGAAACUUGCAACAGACUUACAUCUUCACAGACGGAGAAGACGAGGAACUAAAGAAGAAAAUCGGAAGUCACGCCAUCAACACCAACUGUUCUUCUGCUCACAGUCGACAAGCUCUGUCCUGCAAGAUGGCAGUUGAGUACGACAAGUUCAUCGAGUCUGGCAAAAAGUGGUUUUGUCAUGUGGAUGAUGAUAACUAUGUAAAUGUGAAGACGCUUGUGAAGUUGCUUUCCAACUACCCUCAUACUCAAGACAUGUACAUUGGCAAACCUAGUCUGGAUAGACCUAUUGAGGCAACAGAAAGACUCGGUGACAACAAGAUGAGACCUGUUAAUUUCUGGUUCGCUACCGGAGGUGCUGGUUUCUGUGUCAGCCGUGGUCUGGCUUUGAAGAUGAGCCCGUGGGCAAGUGGUGGCCAUUUCAUGAACACUGCUGAGAAGAUCCGUCUCCCUGAUGAUUGCACCAUUGGGUACAUCAUCGAGUCGGUUCUAGGUGUCCCGCUGACCCGAAGCAGCUUGUUCCACUCCCACCUGGAGAACCUGCAACAGGUGUCCAAAUCAGAAGUACACAAACAGAUUACAUUAAGUUAUGGAAUGUUUGAAAACAAGAGGAACAUCAUAAACAUGAAGGGGGCUUUCUCUGUCGAGGAGGAUCCAUCCAGAUUUAAGUCAGUUCACUGUCUGCUGUAUCCAGACACUCCGUGGUGUCCUCCUCAGGUUGCCUAUUAAGGUGACCGGCACCUCUCUUGUAUCCUCGUCCCUAAUUGCCUCGGUAUCUGAAAGGCAUGAGGGACCAGUGUGGUAUUAGGCCGUGCGACCGCUGCGUUUACUCUGCAGUGGCGUGCGGCUUUUCGUGGUUAUACUGGGCUGCUGUGCGGCCCGCCGUUAAACAUUAUCUUCUCGCAUGGUGCCUGAACUUCCUGUCCAAACCGGACGAAACAGAGGGCCCGGCUGAAGGAGGUUUUCAGCGCCAAGCUUUGCAGGCAAUCAACUGUGCUUUAUGUCAUUACCAUUGCUUGUAUCCCAUUUGCAAUUCUCAUAGAAUGUAUGUUGUUAGAAUACUCCAGCCUUUGCCAGCUUUAUACGCUUAGUUGAAAAUUCUCAUUAGCAAAUUAGCUUGUAUUUUAUAUUUUCUUAUCUCCAAAUAUCAUCCAGGAUGAUCCUUCCCUCAGGUUUGAUUUAAUGAUUUGAUUUUGCUAGUCUUUGUUUUGAAUUAUUCAUAAUGAAAGUUAAACAGGUGCUUAAAUAUUCUAAAGGACUCCGGACAAAAUUAAUGACAUGAAGGUCCAUUUUAUUAUUAGUUUAAUUUUUUUAACGUCAGUGUUAUUCGUUUUUUAUGAUGUUGUGCUGGCAAAAGGCAAUUUUCCAAAUAUGUCCUCAGGUUAUCUUAAUCUGUGACGUAUGAGGAUUAAGCACUUUUAUCCCUAAAUUCUCUGGAAAAUGUUUGAUGAUAAGAACUUAAAGCUGUGUAAAAAUGCCCCAAAUCUUUAGAUGUUUAUAUUAUUUAAUGCCAAUGCAUUUAAGCAAUCUUGGCAGAUUUUUGGCAUGAUUUAGCUUUGUUCAGAAAUACGGAUGUGAAAAUUGCACAGCUUGGUUUUAAAAACUGUUUGUUGCUCAUGCAAAGUGUCUCUCUGAGCAAUGGCUCAUUGGCAUUUACCCUCAGCUAUGUACAUUGUUAAAACAGAUGGCAGCUAAAGUUUAAGACGUGAUUAUAGGAUGGACCAAGUUCUCAGAUCCCAGUGAGGUCUGGCUUAGAGCCACAGUUCUUCUCAUUCUUUCAAAAGUUUGGCUGGCAGUCGGACAUCACUAUGCCUGCUAUACAAAACAUGUUGAUUGAGAGCUUUACAUGAGCAACUGCAGUGAUCCUAACAGAUUUUUUUAUUCUCUGUGGGAAUAACCCAUAUUGGGUGAGCUUGUAUAUGUUAGUUUAAAGCAGUAUUUAUGUACUGUGGCAUUUUAAAACAAUUGAAUUUGUACAAAAAUGUUCAGAUAUUUGGAUCAGACAUAGCUCUGAUAUUUGUUCUAGUUUUGUAAUGCUUUGAAUUUUGCUAUUGGCUGUAAGUUAUAUUCCAGUAUCUGGAUUUUUCAAUGGUUCAAAUGGUUCUGCUCAGGGAUCACAGUCCUGAUAUUGUUACCAUGGCAUGCCUUGGUAAAGGCUUUUGAAUAAAACAGCAUAUCCGCAAAGAAACUA